Molecule: messenger RNA, 2143 nt
Organism: Arvicola amphibius (Eurasian water vole)
Lineage: Eukaryota; Metazoa; Chordata; Mammalia; Rodentia; Cricetidae
Gene: Sike1
Product: suppressor of IKBKE 1
Exons: 5
Coding region: 300-923 (207 amino acids)
Source: RefSeq, a predicted model, not a curated record
CAACUUGUUGAAAUCCCACGGCUAAACAACAAACCACAUCAAUCAAAACCAGAAGAAAAGGAGAACUGAGACCGGAACAGCUGUAACACGGUGAAGAACAAGGACGUGGCACCGAGCCGACCUCUGCUACUCCACCCAAGAGAGGCUGUCGCGAAUCCACGACUGCGCAGGCGCCGACCGUGCUGCCGAGGCGCCUUUAAAGUGUGCCCGGAAGUGACGCGAGUCGUGCUGGUCGCAAGCUAGGGAAGGGUUGAGCGAAUCGCUGAGGCUAGCGGGCCCGGCGGGCGUCCUCGGCCACUAUGAGCUGCACGAUCGAGAAGAUCAUGACAGACGCCAAGACGCUGCUGGAGCGUCUGCGCGAGCACGAUGCGGCGGCCGAGUCCCUGGUGGACCAGUCGGCCGCGCUGCACCGGCGGGUGGCGGCGAUGCGGGAGGCGGGCGCCGUGCUACCCGAGCAGUAUCAAGAGGAUGCACCCGACGUGAAGGACAUGUCUAAAUAUAAACCUCACAUUCUGCUGUCCCAAGAGAAUACCCAGAUUAGAGACUUACAGCAGGAAAACAGAGAGCUGUGGGUUUCCUUGGAGGAACACCAGGAUGCUUUGGAACUCAUCAUGAGCAAGUACCGGAAACAGAUGUUGCAGUUAAUGGUGGCUAAAAAAGCAGUGGAUACCGAACCGGUUCUGAGAGCUCACCAGUCUCACUCUGCAGAAAUUGAAAGUCAGAUUGAUCGAAUCUGUGAAAUGGGGGAAGUGAUGAGGAAAGCAGUUGAGGUGGAUGACAGCCAGUUCUGUAAGAUUCAGGAGAAACUGGCGCAACUAGAGCUUGAAAAUAAGGAACUUCGAGAAUUAUUAUCCAUCAGCAGUGAGUCUCUUCAGGUCGGAAAGGAAAGUUUUGUGGAUCCUACUUCUCAGCCCAUCAAAUAACUGAACUUCUGAACGCAGGCUGCAGAUGGUCCAUCCAGGAGAGAAGUGACGACCUCUCCGUAGGACUUGUCCCUUCAAGAGUCCUGCCACAGACUUGACUUAGUGUUGAUUAGAGGUUUGAGUUGGCUAGUCAUUGUCCACAGAACAGUGUGGGGUGUAUUAGUGAACACAGAGGCGUCUCCCAUUCCUUUGUCAGAGACUACAUUUAGUUUUGACUCUGGGACCUGAAUUUAUAUAAACUGUUGUUUUCAGUUCAUGUUUGUUUUCACAUCUCUGAAAUCUGAACGUUUUAUUAUAAGCCAGUGAUUUUAUUUUAUAUAGGGUUAUAAAAUUGACUUCUAAGAAUUUUUAAGAGAUCGAACUUUUUUAAAGUACAUGUUUGGCAUAAACCAAAUUUUAUUUUCUUUUUCCACUUACAAAAGUGACAUGAUUCCCAGAAGCGGACUGGCAGCCCCUCUGAGUUGAGCCACUCAUCUGUGGAGUUUGGAUUCUCUCUGGUGCUAGGAGCUGGCACCUCGUGGUUGGGUGUCUUUACUCUUAAUUUGAGAGAAUCUAUUCCUAAUCCCUGGGAAGUAUACUUGAAAUCAAGUCAUCUGGGUUUGGAUUGUUUCUCCUCCUCCCCAGAAUCACACAGAGAGUGCUGAGGAACUUGGACCUGCCCUGUCUAGUGCGGUCCCAUGUGAGCACUAAUUUAAAUGCCAAAAGUACCUUUUAUUUAUUUGAUCAAGUAGUCAGUUUCCCAUUUUGUUUGACUAAGGAAUCUUCAGCUUAGGUAGAUUGCCGACUAUGAAGAACACAUCAUAGUUUGCAGGCACUGUACCCACUGUUGAAUUGAUCUGGCUGUGGCGGUGAAGAACGGCUCUGCUUGGCUGGCUCACGCUGGCGGGAGUGGUCUGCUGUCUUAGAUGUUUGGUUUCUACAUGGAAACACUUUUAUCACCGACAGAAAGUUACUACAUUCCUGGUGCCACGCGGGCAGUUGAGAACAGCACUAAGAUCCGGCCGCAUGGAGGCUCUGCUAGUUCCCUUGUGGGUCUUCUCUUGUCCUGGUUUGCUCGAAUUUAUACAUAAUUUCUUCUAUGCUAUUUGUUUGCCCAAAGAGACUGAAAAAUCUUAACCCUGUCAAUAUUUGUGACAGCUCAGCCCCAUACCACAUGAGAAAGGUGGUAUUAAAAAAGAUCUAAUGUUUUAUAUAUCAUAAACCUUCUUUUGUAUCCAGAA